GUGUGUCUGUCUGUCUCUGUCUCUGUCUCUGUCUCUGUCUCUGUCUGUCUGGGCCGGGCUGCGUGGUUGCGCGUUGUUGGCGGGUUUGUGCCUGGCCCCUGGGGAGUCAGUGCGGGGCUCUGCGCCUGCAGGGUGUCCAGGUUUGGGGCUUUGUUGUUCGUGUCUGCCUUUGUCUCUGUGGGUCUGUGUUUCCGUGCACCGUCCUUUUUGUUUCUGGAGAGUAAGUACCUGGAGGAGCAGUGUUGGAGGCCCGUCUGCUCUCACCUGCGCUGACUCAAAGCCCACCCCCUUCUCUCAGCAGCCUGGGGCCCAGGCUGGGGCCACCAUGGCACCGCCUCCAGGUUCUGCUACCGUCCCGCACACACUGCUGCUCCUGCCCGCCCUUCUGAGCUCAGGUUGGGGGGAGUUGGCACCACAAAUUGAUGGUCAGACCUGGGCUGAGCGGGCACUUCGAGAGAAUGAGCGCCAUGCCUUCACUUGCCGGGUGACCGGGGGGCAUGGUACCCCCCAGCUGGCCUGGUACCUGGAUGGACAACUGCAGGAGACCAGCACCUCAAGACUGCUGACUGUGGGCAAGGAGGCCUUCUCUAGAGGCACCAGCACCUUCACUGUUACUGCCCAGAGGGCCCAACAUGAGCUGAACUGCUCCUUGCAGGACCUGGGCAGUGGCCGGUCAGCGAACGCCUCUGUCAUCCUUAACGUGCAAUUUAAACCAGAGAUUGCCCAGGUUGGGGCCAAGUACCAGGAAGCUCAGGACCCAGGCCUCCUGGUUGUCCUCUUUGCUCUGGUGCGUGCCAACCCUCCUGCCAAUGUUACCUGGAUCGACCAGGAUGGACCAGUGACUGUCAACACCACUGACUUCCUGGUGCUGGAUGCCCAGAACUACCCCUGGCUCACCAACCACACCGUUCAGUUGCAGCUCCGUAGCCUGGCGCACAACCUCUCGGUGGUGGCCACCAAUGAUGUGGGUGUCACUACUGCCUCUCUUCCAGCCCCAGGGCUCCUGGCCACGCGAGUGGAAGUACCACUGCUGGGCAUUGUUGUGGCUGGAGGGCUUGCCCUGGGCGCCCUGGUGGGAUUCAGCACCUUGGUGGCCUGCUUGGUCUGCAGGAAAGAGCGGAAGACCAAAGGCCCCUCCCGGCGCCCAUCUCUCAUCUCCAGCGACUCCAACAACCUGAAACUUAGCAACGUGCGCUUGCCACGGGAGAACAUGUCCCUUCCGUCCAACCUGCAGCUCAAUGACCUCACCACGGAUUCCAGAGCAGGGAAACCAGCAGACCGGCAAAUGGCUCUGAACAGCAGCCGGCCAGAGCUUCUGGACCCUGAGCCUGGUGGCCUCCUCACCAGCCGAGGAUUCAUCCGUCUCCCGAUGCUGGGCUAUAUCUACCGAGUGUCCAGUGUGAGCAGCGAUGAGAUCUGGCUGUGAGUGGAGGCCAGGCACAGGUGGCCCUUGGGCAUCCUCCUGCUUGGCCUUGUUGACAACAUGAAGAGGCCACACUGCUGCCACUUUGGCUUGCCUUCCUGGCUGGGGUGUCCUCUGUGUCAUCCCCACAAUGAGUUUCACUGGGAUCUGACCCACAGGGAACACAGGUGUCCUUUGCAAGGCUGUCAGCCAGACCUAAGCCCCUUAUUCCAACAUGGGUUAGCCACUGCCUGGGAUGACUGUGCCAAGCACAUGGAGCUCUUUGACCAGGUAUGCUCAGAUGUCACCCACCAUCCAAAUGUGGCGUGGCCUUGUUGGCUUGGGCCAGCACUCCUCUGCACCUUGCCCAGUGGGCAUGGGGGCAUGCCUGGUUGGGGGACAGGAGGACCCUGCAUGUCUUGGAUUUCCUUCCCAUGCUAUGCAGCUUCCUUUCUUCGGGGAAAAUUUAGGGCCUUGCUAGCUGUAUAGGAUAAACUGCUCUUUGCACAGGAACCAACCCCUGACCCAGGGGCACUGGCCAAGCACAAACCAGUCCCUUCUGCUGCAUACCUUUCUGCCCCUCUCGGUCCCGCCCCGGCUCCUUGUGGGCAUUAUGGGUUAUACACUGGACUUUCUCCACCUCUUCACUGGGCACUAGACUUCCUCACUGGCCUGGCAUUAGCACAAGUUCGGGCGGAGAGAAGUCUGGCGGGGUCCGGCAUGCGGCUCUGCAGCUUUUCUUCCAGUGUUAGCACCUUAAGCACAUCCCAUGGGGGAGGGGGUGACAAGGAACCCAGACCCCCUUUGUGACUUCCCCCAAGUCUGGCCUUCCUAGGAUGCACUGUGAGUGCCCUGUGCGCUCGGGUUCAUGGUUUGCCUCUCAAAAUGCCCCACCCUGCUGGGGCCCCAGCCCUGCCAACCCUUAGCUGCCCCACUGGCAGGAAGCCUGUCUUCCUGCCCUGCUCUCUCCUCUCUAGUGGAUGGUCACAGUGGGCACACGGUCUGGCAGUGCCACGAGAUUUCGGGGGACAUGGAGAAAGGGGAGACCACAUACCCCAAAACAACCUAAGAACACUUUAAAAGGCGACGUGGAGAUGAUCGCACAUUAAUACAAUGUAGAGUGUAUCUUUCCCUUGUCGAUAACCUGUUUUGUAAUUUUCUCGUGUUACUGCCUCAGACAGUGCUGAGCACACAGAAAUGUCAAUAAACGUGACUGAGUGAACUCACCUGUCCCUGUUUCAUUCCUUCAAAUAGGGGUUUUAAAUGCAAUCUUUCCCUCACAAGUAGGAGAAAAUGGCAAACACCUGUGUACUCACCACCCAGCUCUGUUGGGUGUUAACGUUGUGCCGUAUUUGCCUCAUGGCUUUAAAAAAGAAAUGACAUUAUUUCUUAAAUAGCACUGUUCCCUGUGGCAGGGCUGGUGUUGUCUAUGUUGGGAGUGCCAGGUGGGGCCACCUAGGACUGUGGCUAGUAUAGGAGCCCCUUUGCCUUGAUGGGACAGAAGUUUCCACUAGGCUGUGAUUUUUCAAAAAAAUUUUUCCUGGGUGUCUUAGCUUAGUUAUCUAGUGCUUCUGUAACAGAAAUACCACAAGUGGGUAGCUUCAACAAACAAAUUGCUCAUCGUUGCUGGGUGCCAUUGAGUUGGUUCUUACUCAUUGUAAUGGAUUGAGUUGUAUCCCCCCAAGAUAUGUGCCAACUUGGUUAGGCCCUGAUUCCCAGUAUCGUGUGGUUGUCCUCCAUUUUGUGAUUUUCCUAUGUGUUAUAAAUUAUAAUCUCUGCCUGUGAUUAAAGAGGAUUAGGGUGGGAUGUAACACCAUUGGUCAGGUCACAUCCCUGAUCCAACAUAAAGGGAGUUUCCCUGGGGUGUGGCCUGCACCACCUUUUAUCUUACAAGAGAUAAAAAGAAAGGAAACUAAGCAUAGAGUUGGGGACCUCAUACCAUGGAGAAAUUAAUGCCAGGAGCAGAGGGCAUCUUUUGGACUCGAGGUUCCUGCGCAGAGAAGCUCCUAGUCCAGGGGAAUUUUUUUUUUUUUUAAUUGUGCUUUAAGUGAAAGUUUACAAAUUAAGCCAGCCUCUCACACGAAAACUUAUAUACACUUUGCCACAUACUCAGUCCAGGGGAAUAUUGAUGACAAGGGCCUUCCUCCAGAGCCGACAGAGGGUGAAAGUCUUCCCCUGAAGCUGACACCCUGAAUUUGGACUUCUAGCCUACUAGACUGUGAGAAAUUUUCUCUCUGUUAAAGCCAUCUACUUGUAUUUCCGUUAAAGCAGUGCUAGAUGCCAAAGACACUCAUAGCAACCCUACAUACAACAGAACAAAACACUGCCAGGUCCUGUGCCAUCCUCACAAUCAUUACUAUCUUUGAGCCCAUUGUUGCAGCCACUGUGUCAAUCUAUCUCCUUGAGAGUCUUCCUCUUUUUCACUGACCCUCUACCAAGCAUAAUGCCCUUCUCCAGGGACUGGUCCCUCUUUAUAAUGUGUCCAAAGUACAUGAGACGAAGUCUUUCCAUACUUGUUUCUAAGGAGCGUUCUGGCUAUACUUCUUCCAAGACAGAUUUGUUCAUUCUUCUAGCAGUCCAUGGUAUAUUCAGUAUUCUUCACCAACACCAUAAUUCAAAGGCAUCAAUUCUUCUUCAGUCUUCCUUAUUCAUUGCCCAGCUUUGGUAUGCAUGUGAGGUGAUUGAAAACACCACAGUUUGGGUGAGGAGCAACUUAGUCUUCAAAGUGACAUCUUGCUUUUUAACACUUUAAAGAGGUCUUGCAGCAGAUUUGCCCAGUGCAAUAUGUCUCACAGUUAGGAGGCCAGAAGUCCAACUUCAGGGUGCCGGCUCUAGGGGAAGGGUUUCUCUCUCUGUUGGCUCUCCACGAUCUUCAUGUGGUUUGUCAUCUAUCUUUCCUCCUUGAUGCCUGCUUGCUUACUCAAUCUGCUUUUUAUAUCUCAAAAGAGAUAGAUUUAAGACACACCUACACUAAUACUGCCUCAUUAACAUAACAAAGAAAACGCUAUUCCCAGAUGGGAUUAUAACUACAGGUACAAACAUACAGAAAAAAAUCCCUUGCUGUUGAGUCGAUUCCAACUCAUAGCGACCUUAUAGGACAGAGCAGAACUGCCCCAUAGGGUUUCCAAAGAGCAGCUGGUGGAUUUGAACGGCCAACAUUUUGGUUAGCAAUUAAGCUCUUAACCACUACACCACCAGGGCUCCAACUACAGGUAUAGGAGUUAGAACUUACAACACAUAUUUCUGAGGGACACAAUUCAAUCCAUAAAGCUGGGGGACUAUGAGGGGAUAAAAGGCCAGAAACGGAAUGAGUUUUUUUGAGGGCAGAUUUAUGUUCCACAGACUGGCUUGGCUUGCAUAGUUUUGGGGGUUUCCUGCCCGUGUCCUUCCCUCACCUCUGUCUCCUUCAGGGUCCUCUUCCAUGGGAGGGCUAAGGCGGCCUCAGUCUCCUCAGAGGAACGUGGUCCUGGCCUCUACUAAUUUCG
Molecule: messenger RNA, 4887 nt
Organism: Loxodonta africana (African savanna elephant)
Lineage: Eukaryota; Metazoa; Chordata; Mammalia; Proboscidea; Elephantidae
Gene: TMEM25
Product: transmembrane protein 25
Exons: 8
Coding region: 326-1426 (366 amino acids)
Biological process (GO): negative regulation of excitatory postsynaptic potential
Source: RefSeq, a predicted model, not a curated record